Rotaria sp. Silwood2 is the source of this 2910-nucleotide messenger RNA. The record is from the annotation of a GenBank genome assembly. Lineage: Eukaryota; Metazoa; Rotifera; Eurotatoria; Philodinida; Philodinidae.
AUGCCAAAUAGAAUAGAUGUAGUACUUAAACGUCGAGAUUUACUUAUACAACGUAUGCAACGUUUAAAAAUAUCUGAAGAAUCUUAUUUGAAAUAUGUUAAAACUAUUAAUGAUGCAUUUCAAAUUAUAAAACGAACUAUUGAACCUUAUUAUUACGGAGAUAAUUCAUGUGGUAAAGAAAAAUUUGCUUAUAUUAGUUUAUUUGAUGGUUAUAAUGGAAAAGCGGCUAGUACAUUAUGUCGAGAACAUCUUCAUCAAACUAUUCUAAUGGAAAUGUCUAAAUUAAUAAAUGAUAUGAAUAGUUCCGAAGCUGAACAAGCUCUCAUCAAUCGUCUUUAUACACGUACGGUUGAUCCAAACAAUGAAUAUUGUAAUAUAAAAAAUAUUGGUGAUGUAUAUCGUUUGGCUUAUUUAAAAAUGGAUUUUACCACAAUUAGCUACAUGAAUAUGACCAAGAACAGGAUGACCUUGAUGCUUAUUUUAACACCACCUGUUUUUAGUCAACGAGUUAAACGAAGUGCUCAAUUAGUACGACAAAAAUUAGGUACUGGCUUUAAACAUGCAAUGUCAAAAAUCAUACAUAAUCCAGAAGAACAAGCAGCUAUUUAUUCAUUUAUUGCUCGAAUUGAUGAUCGAGAAAUUGUUGCACAAUUAAAAGAAAAAAAAGAAGCACAAAAAGAAUACAGUGAUGCUCUUCAACAAGGACAUGGAGCAUAUUUACUCGAACAAGAUGAAAAAUCUCAAGAUAAUUUUAUUAUCAAUGUUGGUUCAUUACCAGCAGGUAAAGAAUGUCAUAUUUCUAUUUCGUAUGUCUCCGAACUUGAUUUAAUUCAACAUGGAAAACGAAUUCGUUUUGUUAUUCCAACAACGAUUGCACCUCGGUAUAAUCCCGGCAAAGGAGGCAUUAGUUCACCAGCUGGUACCACAUCGAAAUAUGUUCAAGCAGCUCCAUAUACAGUUGAAUUUAACUGUCGCGUUGAGAAAGUCAAUGUCUCUCGAGUCAGUUCGGCGUCUCAUCCGAUUCAGGUCGGAUUUGGUCAAGAGGAUGUCUAUGUUCUCGAACUAGCACAACAAAACACUCAUUUAGAUCGAGAUAUUUUGGUAGAUAUUGAAUUAAUUGAUAAUCAUUCGAAUACCAUUGUCACGGUAGAACCAGGUGCUGUUAUGGCUUCAUUUACACCAACUGAACAAGAUUGUCAACGCCCAAUGAACAAUGAAGAGACAACCAAUGAAUUUAUUUUUGUUGUUGAUUGUAGUGGAUCGAUGGAAGAUGAAAACAAAAUCGGAUUAGCACGUCAAGCUAUGUUGCUCUUUCUCAAGAGUCUUCCACUCGAUUGUCAUUUUAAUAUCAUUCGAUUCGGAUCAAAUCAUAAAGCAUUAUUCAAUGAGAUUACUGCUAUUUACAAUGAAGAAACUGCCAGAAAGGCUGAACAACUUAUCAAUGAACUUAGAGCCGAUUUGGGUGGUACUGAAUUGUUACGUCCACUUCAAUGGUUAGAAGAACAUUCUCCAAGUCAAGGUCGUGCAAGACAAAUAUUUUUAUUGACCGAUGGAGAAAUUUCGAAUGUUAACGAAGUACUCGAUUUGUGUCGAUCGAUGGCUAAUUCUACACGAAUUUUUUCAUUUGGUUUGGGUCAUUCACCAAGUCGUUCAUUAGUUAAAGGUCUUGCUCGAGCCACAAAUGGACGUUUCGUUUUUAUUCCACCUAACAGUAGUGUUGAUGUUCAUGUUGGUGAACAACUACAAAAAGCAUUACAAUCUUGUAUAACAAACAUUGAAGUAAAAUGGAAUCUAGGUAUCAACAUUAUGAGUGCACCUAAUAAAAUGCCACCAGCUUAUGCUAAUGAUCGUUUGAUUGCUUAUGCAAUUGCUAAUGAUCCAAUGUUUGUCUUCAAUCAUAAUUCUAGUGUCGAAUUACACACUGAUAAAUGCCGAUUAGGUGAAGCUAAAAUUGAUUCUAUACCAAAGGUUAGUGUCAAUGGGACAAUUGCUCGACUCGCUGCUAAAGCACUCAUUCUCGAAUUACAACAUUCGAAAUUACCCUCAUCGACUAAGCAAAAGGUUACUGGUUCGCUACAAAGUCGAUUUCAGAAAGAUCAUGCAUUGAUAACAUCACCAACGACGAUGAUCGACGAGAAAGACAACGUCAAGAAACGAAUAAUUGAACUUUCACUUAAAUAUCACAUUUUGAGUCCACAUACUGCUUUUAUUGGUGUUGAAAAGCGAACGAAUGGCAACAAUGAUGAUAUGAUCUUGCGAGAAGUACCAAUUCAAAUAUCAGCUGAUGAUGAACAUUUACUGUCAACACCCCAGUUUAGGAAUUAUUCUUCCUGUAUGAUGCUUCCUCUUGCUGCACCGAUGGCAUGCUUUGCAAUGCCGAUGGCUCGAAUGAAUCUACGCAUGCCAGCGAUGAAUGCUAAUGACGAUGAUUAUUGUUCGGUACGUAAUCAAAAUCAGACCGUAUGCGAAAUGUUGGAUGAAUUAUCAAGUGAUGCCGACAUAAACGAGCUCGACGAAUGCAUGUCGACCAAUAUCCCUUACAGUUCUGCUACGGCCAGUUCACAAUUGUCACCUGUGAAAAAAUCACCAAAAGAUGACAAAUGGCCUAUAGGCGAUGAAAACAUUGUUCGUUAUUUGAUUAACAAACAAAAAUUUGAUGGUUUAUGGGAUUUGGAUGCUAAAAAUAUAGAACAAUUGACUGGAAAGACACUAACAAGCUUUCCAUCAUUUAACAAUCAACAACUUGUAGUGUCGGCUAUUGUUAUUGUCGUUCUAGAAACACGUUUUGUCUCAAUGUCAAAUAUGUGGCACGGCGUAGUACAAAAAGCUCGUAAACGUCUUCUUGAUUUACUUGGAAAAGAUGCUAAACAAUUUGAAUCAAUACUCGAAAGUAUUCGUCAAGAACUUUGA